CAAACAGCGCCCAGCUGCCGCCCAACCCCCCGCCGACGCCUCAACUGAAGCCUGCCCCUGCUCCCCUGCUCGCUCUCUUCCAAAUACUUUCUUUUUCUUCGGAACUUCUCCUUUGCCUUUUUUUUUUGGCUGCUCAGCUUCUCUGCGCUUCACACCAUCUUCGCUGUCUUAAUAAUUACCGUCUCAAGGGUCUCUUUGUGGCUCUCUCUCAGCGUCCGUCCAUCCAUCCCCUCCGCCAUGCCCGCAUCAACGUCAUCCCGGCUGCCCCUCCGCCUCGCCCUCGCCCGCCGCUUUAGUCCUCGCCCAGCCUCCUCCUCCUCCUGCUGGCCUUAUUUAAGCCGCCCUGCCCUCCUCUCGUCCGCCUCCUCGCCCUCAUCCACAUCUGCACGACCACCGCUACAGACAACCACAGCUCCAGCUCCAGCUUCUACAAGACUCUUCUCCUCCUCCAGCUCAAGACUCUUCUCUCCCACAGCUGCAAACAUGGUCGUCCAAGAGAUCAAGAAGCUCAGCGAGGAGCACUGCGAGGAUGUUGAUUUCUACAAGGUCGAUGUCGAUGAGUGCUCUGACAUUGCUGCCGAGCUAGGCGUCAGAGCCAUGCCUACCUUCUUCUUCUUCAAGGGCGGCGAGAAGCUCCAGUCUGUUGCCGGUGCUGCUGAGGGACCCAUUGUCGCUGCCCUCACCCAGUUCAAGUAAAUAGAUACUACACCAUUCCUGCCUACGUUGCAAGGUACAUAUACGCAUAUGAAAGUUGACAGUACUUGGAUGCAUGGAUGGAUAUUAUGACGAUUGUAUUUUAAAGUGGACAUCAAAGCAUAAAGAGAACUAAGAGCCGACUCAUUUCUCUG
Trichophyton rubrum CBS 118892 is the source of this 848-nucleotide messenger RNA. RefSeq lists its product as uncharacterized. The transcript is spliced from 2 exons. Lineage: Eukaryota; Fungi; Ascomycota; Eurotiomycetes; Onygenales; Arthrodermataceae. Bases 238 to 696 code for a protein of 152 amino acids. The record is from RefSeq and is a predicted model, not a curated record.